Molecule: messenger RNA, 1680 nt
Organism: Mixia osmundae IAM 14324
Lineage: Eukaryota; Fungi; Basidiomycota; Mixiomycetes; Mixiales; Mixiaceae
Exons: 3
Coding region: 1-1680 (559 amino acids)
Source: RefSeq, a predicted model, not a curated record
AUGCCAGCGACGAGUUCGCUGACGUCUUGCGAGUCAUCGCUGACCAUCUCAGACUGGCAACACACUCGCACCUCCCCAGCCAGGGUCCGCUUUGUUGACACGCCCACCAGCACGCCUGCGGACUCCCCUCGUGCAUAUGACGUGAGCACGAGCCAGUCGAUCUUCUACGAAGAGACCGAGGACUACGAUAGGUCCAGCAGCGAGGAUGAGACACCCAGCUCGCAGAGCCCUAUCGAGUCAUCAAACACGACAAACAAGCAUGACCUCAUUCGGCAAGCCAGCCCACCCCUGUCGACCGGGCCCGUCCAAACCAGCCACAGCUCUCUAGGGAGGAGCUCUAGCUCGCGAAUGGCCUUGCCCUCGAGCAGCUCGUCUGAGAGCAAGUCUGACUCAGCCACCGACUGCAUCGGGCUAAGACACGAUCUGUCAGACUGUCCCUUCGAGCAGACCAGCCUCAGUUUUGCCGUGCGCAGAGGAUCACUAGGAUCGAACGAGAGCAGAAGCAGUGGCUCCAUCAGGCUCGAGCAUUUCAGGCUCGUACAGGAAGACCAGGCUGCCGAAUUUGAGCGCAUCUACAGUGGUCUUGUUGCACUAGGACACGAGAUAGACGAGCUGCCGCCUCUUGGAGCAGACAUCGAGACGCCAGAGCGUCCGUUCGCCGAGAUCGUCAAAGAGCGCACGCACGAGGCUGCGACAGACGCCGAGGAUCGAGAGCGGACAGAUGAUCGCACAGCGUUCAGGUCAAUACGAACGUCACGAGAGCAGAUCGAGAAAGAGGCAUUGUACGCUACCCACGAGUUCGAGUUUGAUGUCGUCAUGGUCAAAGAGCGUCUGUCGACCAUCCUCGAGGGCAACAGCACAGACAGUCUCGCAUUCGUCGAACAAGAGUGUCAGCCUCCGACAGAUGAGCACGCAAUGAUGACCACCUCGACGCGGUCUGGCCAGGAAGAGCCAUGGAUCGCUAUCUCACUCGAGCCCGUGUCUGAUGGGGAUGCAGUUGCGCGUCAAUUGGAGCCAAAGUCUCGGGUGUCAGCGCUGUUCCACGUCAAUCCGGAGCUCAGGGCCGUAGAGUCAUCGGUACCCAACGUCCUCAUCUGCGAGCCCAUCGUGCUCGAGUGCGAGCCAGACGCGCCUCGUGCCUUGCCGCUCGGUCUCGCCUUGUCGACGACAGAAUGGGAUAUCGUCAAGUGGUCAGAGGGUCUACAAGCUUACUCCGAGUCCCCCUAUGGUCCCCUCACUUCGAAAGAAGAAUCGCAGACCGAGCGAUCCAGCUUCUGGCGAAGGAAAGCUAGAUCGGCAUCUCAGUCUCAAUCGGCCGGCCCCUCUUCGCCCGCCAUGUCAUCGGUCGCAUCACUCGGCGGCUCAUACGUCAGCACUGCAACAUCACGUUCGAGUCAGAGCAGGAUCAAGCCACAGGUCAAGCUGCGUCAGAGUGCCCAAAAGAUCACCGGCAUCGCCAGACGAGCCGCUCAGCAUCUCACAUUUGCAGAAUGGACCGAUCGUCUCAAGCCGCUCGCGACGUUGGGUGUGGUAGCAGAAGUGCAAGCAGUCGUAAGCAUCAAUGGAUCAACAGGUUCCCGUCUCAGUAUUCCCCGUAGGCCGUGUCGCGGUAAGCGAGCAGUAUUGCAUACGCAGAUAGAGACAACGAAGGAGGAUGCAAAAUCAGAGUCCAUGCAGUGA